This is a messenger RNA of Rhodamnia argentea, 3412 nucleotides long. Its product is annotated as protein NETWORKED 2D. The record is from RefSeq and is a predicted model, not a curated record. Gene Ontology annotation, molecular function: actin binding. The coding region runs from base 289 to 3186 and encodes 965 amino acids. The transcript has 2 exons. NCBI's taxonomy places the organism in Eukaryota, Viridiplantae, Streptophyta, Magnoliopsida, Myrtales, Myrtaceae.
AAAAGGCGGGGGCUUGCAAAGAUAGGCAGCGAAGUUUCCGCUCCUCCAUGAUGGUUAUUGUUGGAAAGUGCCUCGGCACAUUCCUUUGUCGCACGUUGCCUUCUCAAUGUCUACGUUGUUCUUCCUCCUGUCUCCUGUCUGAAUCUCCUCUCUCUCUCUCUCUCUCUCUCUCUAACUUUCCCUCACACCCCCUUUGAGGUUCACAUUUGACUUGUGCUUGGAUUUUUCCUCUGGAGAGAGAGACGGAGGGAGGGAGGGGGAAGAGGAAGGAUCAAGGGAGAAGGGAAGAUGAUGUUGCAGAGAGCUGCAAGCAAUGCAUACUCAUGGUGGUGGGCGAGUCACAUCAGAACAAAGCAAUCCAAAUGGCUGGAACAGAACCUUCAAGAUAUGGAGGAAAAAGUGCAGAAUGUGCUUCAGGUCAUUGAAGAAGAUGGAGACUCCUUUGCCAAGAGGGCAGAGAUGUACUACAAGAAAAGGCCAGAGCUCAUAAGCUUUGUCGGAGAAUCCUACAAAGCAUAUCGAGCGCUUGCCGAACGGUACGACCACAUAUCGACGGAGCUACAAAAUGCCAACAACACAAUCGCCUCGGUUUUCCCGGAGCAAGUCCCGUUUUCCAUGGACGAAGACGACGAAGAUACUCCGAGGAGGCCCGUCCUCGCAGUCCCCAAACAGAACGUUCCGAAAGUCCCAAAAGCUCCCGUCAAGGAUUUGAAGAGCAUUUUGACAUAUGGCGCGAAGAAGAUGCAAAACAGGAGGGACAAGAAAUCGGCUGCCGCUAACAAAGUCCCUAAAUCUGGUUUGAGCAAAGCGGAAGCGCUCGAAAAGAUCGAUAGAAAUCAGAAGGACAUUCUUGCUCUGCAGACGGUGAAGGAGUUUGUGAAGAGCUCGUACGAGAGCGGGCUCGCGAGAUACUGGGAAACUGAGAAGCAGAUCAAGGAGAUGCAAGAAGAGGUCUCCAACUUGCAAGAUGAAUUUGGCGAGGGAAUGGUCAUUGAAGACGACGAGGCACGGAGUGUGAUGGCCACGGCUGCUCUGAAGUCUUGUCAAGAAACCUUGUUCAGCUUGCAGGAGAAGCAGAAAAAAUUCUCCGAGGAAGCAAGAGCAGAGCAAGAGAAGAUAAAGAUUGCUCGGAAAAAGUUCAAGACGUUGAAGAAAAAAUUCCUUCCUAAAGAAAAUAAUGAAGAAAUUCCAUCGGCCGAGGUGGAGAGGUCAAGCCAAGAAGCGGUAAGUGCACAAGGAGAAGAAUUACGAAUUUUGGAAGAAAAGAUCAAGCAACAAAUUCAGGCCGAGUUCAGUACAUCUCUGACUGUGAGCGAAAUGGCAGAGAAGAUCGAUGAGCUUGUGAAUAAGGUGAUCGUCUUGGAAACUGCAGUCUCAUCUCAAACUGCUCUUAUAGAAAGAUUGAGAGCAGAAACUAGUGGUCUUCAAACACAAUUUGAAUUGUUGGAAGACGAUAACACGAGCUCGAUCGAUGGCUCAGACAAUAUGCCGAACAAGAUGCGGGAAAUGGAACAGAAGCUGCAUGGAGUAGAGGAUCUUAACAGGAGCGUUGAGGAUCAAGACAAGAAUCUAAGCACGCACUUCACCGAAGCACGAUGCAACUUAGAACACCUGUCCAACAAUCUGGGAAGCGUGAGGCCGGAUGAAGAUCAGGAAGUCGCUUCCCUGCCUAUCGAAGCAGCAGCAUCAGCUGCAGGAGAGAAACGAGAAGUCAAUGAGAGGUUCGGGAAAUUGCCGAAAGAAAAUCGAGACGAGGACUUUCGUGUUACAUAUGCAUCGUCGCAGGCAGAUGAGGGACUGCAAACUUCAAGUUCAUCGCCAAUUCAAGAUGCAUCUCAUGUCAAUAGCGGGUCGCUCGAGUCUAAACCAUCGGGUUCCAGUGAUAAUCGUGAACAAGAUGCAGAAACAACAACCCAGAUUAGAGGGGACGGGGUUGAACAUAUUCAGAAAUCUUGUUCCAGUGCCUUGGAAAAUAGUUCUCUCCGGGCAGAAGAUAACUUGGAAAUUCAUCCAGUUAAGCCUAGUGGUGCGCAGUCGCAAAAUGAAGGCAAGCCACACGUCGUACCUCAGAAGAUGCAUGUUUCCUGGAAAGAUGAAGUACAAGAAGGGACAUUGGAGGAAGAAGAACCAAACUGGAAGGAAUUGUUCCUUAAAGGGUUGGAAAAUAGAGAGCAGACUCUUCUGACAGAGUACACGACAGUUCUUCGAAAUUUCAAGGAAGUCAAGAAGAAGCUCGCUGCCACAGAGAAGAAAACCCCAGAUGGCCUCCUUGACACGAGCGUACAGCUGCGGGACCUGAAGAAUUCAAAUGCCAUGAAGGAUGAAGAGAUUUUGUCGCUUCGUCAGAAACUCAAUCUUCUACAAAUGGUUUUAGAGGGCAAUUCCGAGUCAAUUAAGGCGGACACCCUGAUAGCACAAGAGCAAGAGACAGAAGAGAUAAAGUUGAUUCUUGCUGAUCAGGCUCAGUCGACUUCGGAGAUCGAAGAAAAAUUCAGGAUGGAUAUCGAUCAACUGCUGGAGGAGAACUUGGAAUUCUGGCUCAGGUUCAGCUCAGCGUUACAUCAGAUACAAAACUACGAAACCGCUGUCGAGGACCUCCAAGCUGAAACAAUGAAACUCCUUGAAAAAGAAAAGAAGAAAGAAGGAAGCCGGUCAGGACCUCUGAAAUCAGAUGUAAAGCCAAUAUACAAACAUUUGAGAGAGAUUCAGAACGAGCUCACUGUCUGGCUAGAGAAGUUCAUGACACUAAAAGACGAGCAGCAAUGCAGAUUCUCAUCCCUGUGCCAUAUCCAAGAAGAGAUCACGAGAGCGCUAAAAGCGAGCGCAGAAGACGACGACUUUACAUUCACCAGCUACCAAGCAGCAAAGUUCCAAGGGGAGGUCCUGAACAUGAAACAAGAGAAUAACAAGGUUGCAGAUGAACUGCAGGCCGGUUUGGACCACAUAUCUGCGCUUCAAGUGGAGGUCGAGAAGACUUCGGCAAACCUAAAUGAGGGAUUCGGGAUUUCUGGAUCAAGAAACAGUCAGCAAAGCAGCCACUUGGGACACUCUGUCAGCAAGUCGCGAAUCCCCCUCCGUUCAUUCAUUUUCGGUGUCAAAGCGAAGAAGCAAAGACCCUCAUUCUUCACUGCCAUGAGCCCUGCAAUGCAUCGGAAGUACCAUGCUUUCAAAGCAGCAUAUCAGUAGCGCCCGCCCAUUUUUUUGCCCUGUUCCUUUUGGAUUUUCUCCUUCUUUCUGCUGGAUUAUGGUGAUUAUUUACCUGAGCAUUUAGUUUAGGCAGCUACACGUCCUUUUCUUGUACCCCGGUUCGGAAGUUGAACAAGUGUAUCUUUUUUGUCAUCUGUAAAAUGACAGAAGCAGAUCUCUCCUCGGGACGAAACAGAGCAAGUGAUCUUUCACAUCAGUUUAACUG